CUUUUUCGAAACUUCACAUCGACGACUUGUUCCCCUCAUUCACAUCGAUACAUACCUGAACGGCAAACCAAGGGCGGCAAAGGAACUAACGACUUGAUAUCCUACAACUUGUUACACACAACUUGGUAUUCGAAUUACCCAAACCGUAUAUACACACAGCUUCCACUUCAACCACUUCUCCAAAACUGCGUCCUGCGACUGACUCAAUCCUCAAUCCUCAACCUCACCCAAACUAUCAUCAACUCCUCAACCUCAACCCACUCACCCAUCCGCUCCGUCCCUUACCACUGAACAACCCACCUCACCCAACCUCCACCCACCAAAAUGACCCAACCACCCAUUGAUGGCAACACCACCACCACCACCACCAACACCAACGAAAAUGACAUCUUCACCGACGCAGAAGCCGAAGCAGCCGCCAUGGCCGCAGCAAUGGGUUUCUCCUCCUUCGGGCACCAAGCUACCGCCGACGAAGAAGAAGAAGGACCCGCUGACCCCCACGGAGGCCAACGUCCCUCCAAGAAACGGCGCUACAACUCCCGCAUCGACGACGCCUACGUCGGCCCCACACCACAGGGCACAGGGGCGAAUGACGUUCCUGUUCAACGACAGAGGGUUCUUAAUAAUAAUGCGCCGAGAGAUGGGGAUAUGAACGAGAUCAACCUCGAUGACGAUACUGCAGCUGCAGCUGAAACAUCAACGACUAGUCUUCCGGUUAAUUCAUCGCUAUCUCUACCGCCUAAAUCGCAAGUCCAAGUGUCAAAUCAACAACACAACCAAAGAGGCAAUCAUGGUGUGCACAGCGGACGAGGAGGCGGUAGAGGCGGUAGAGGCGGCAGGGGUGGUCACGGAGGAGGAGGAGGAGGUGGUGGAGGAAGUGGAGGAGGAACACAUGGUCGUGACCCGACGAAACCUUGGUACAUUGAUUACUACGACCCUUCGAGCAACGAGAACCCGUGGGAGCGGUUGGAGCAGCAGCGCGGUAUGGAAGCCGUGGGGAAGUGGUUGCCUAGUCGCUCUGGAGGUGGCAGUGGUAGUGGUAGUCGAGGUGGGUUUGGGAGUCCUGGUUCUGGUCCUGGUUCCGGGCAGCAGGAGGGUCAGUCGGCUAUGCAAGCGGUGUAGGAGGUGCAGGGCGUGGCUUAGAUGAAGGCCAUUCCUCACUUCGUUAAUGCAAGUGGUUAGGAUGAUGAUGGUUGCGAAGAUGGUGGCGAUGGCGGUGGCGGUGACAACAAGGCAGGCCGAUAUCAGUUGGUAUCGAAGUGUGCAGGGGCAGAAAAGCUGGAGCGGAAGUUGAAGCUGGAGGUCAAGCCUGACACCGCGCGUUGACAGGCAAUAUGUGGCUUCGCUGCUGCUCGUGCUGCUACUACUGUCGGUAAUGCUGGUUGC
Molecule: messenger RNA, 1386 nt
Organism: Neurospora hispaniola
Lineage: Eukaryota; Fungi; Ascomycota; Sordariomycetes; Sordariales; Sordariaceae
Exons: 1
Coding region: 325-1122 (265 amino acids)
Source: RefSeq, a predicted model, not a curated record